Messenger RNA from Lucilia sericata (common green bottle fly), 2483 nucleotides. RefSeq names its product exocyst complex component 7 (gene Exo70). NCBI's taxonomy places the organism in Eukaryota, Metazoa, Arthropoda, Insecta, Diptera, Calliphoridae. The transcript has 9 exons. Gene Ontology annotation, molecular function: phosphatidylinositol-4,5-bisphosphate binding. The record is from RefSeq and is a predicted model, not a curated record. Gene Ontology annotation, cellular component: exocyst. Bases 240 to 2342 code for a protein of 700 amino acids. Gene Ontology annotation, biological process: exocytosis.
UAAGGAUUAAGUGAAUUACAUACAUGUUUUAUAAAAAGGCCUUUUCAAAAAUAUUUGUAACUAUUUAACAAUACCAACACAGAUUGCAAUUCAUCAACAACAAAAUACGAUGCCAGAUGUAAUUAGAAAAGGCCAAAGCUGAUAUCGAUAAAACAGUUUUAAAGAUAAGACAGUAUUUCUAUAAUUUUUUUUAUUUACUAAUCAAUUUUCUUAAUUUUUUUCUAAACUAUUAAUACAAAAUGAAUAACUUAGAUACAAGUUUGCAAGUACAUUCUAAAUUGGAAAAGGAGACUUCCAAUUUGGUUUUGUUAAGAGAGAGGGUGGAUAAAUAUCAUGACUUGUCCAAUCAGAUGUCUGAUAUCCUAACAGUAUUCGAAAAUCGUUUAGGGAAACUGGAGCAAACCAUAUUGCCAGUUUAUCAAGAAACGGAGCAGUUGCAGAAACGUCAACACAAUUUGGAAGCCACCCUCAAUUGUUUAGAAACUGUAUUGUCCCACUAUGAUGUCUCCCAAGAAGUCUGCAAUCUUAUCCAUCAAGGGCCCACCGAGGGUAGUGUUGGCGUAUUCACCGAAGCAUUGGACAGACUGCGCUCGGCCAUGGAGUAUUUUCUUCAUCACAAUUCCCAGAGCGUUGAAUUGGAAAAUGUAACUAGUCUGUUCAACACUGGCUGCGAGAGCUUAAACAAUCACUAUCGUUUAUUGCUAAAGAAAAAUGGCUCUCCUUUAAAACCAGUGGAUAUUUUGGAUCUCAUCUAUAAUGAAGAUGAUUCAUCAAAUGACGAAUACACUUCUUUUAGACAGUUGACUCAAAGUACUAGGGAGGAAUUGUUCACAAUUUCCCAUUGGUUGGAGCAGAAUUUAAGAUUUGAAUAUACCGUGAAUUAUGCCACCGAAAGAGGAGAAGUUGUAUUUCGUUCUUUGCAAAAUUUGAAAGAUCAUCAGAAGAGCAGUAGUUGGGGCAAUGAGGCAUUGAAAUCUCGUCAUUCUGGACGCCAGGAAACCAAAAAAAGUCCCUCCAUACGUUUACAGCAAAUAUUUGAACGUAAAGCCAAUAAAUUAUAUUUAAAAGCCACACAAACUUUGGAACAAUCAACUGGUAUUUCCAUCAAAAAAGCCACCUCCCAUUCGGAACAUUUAUCUUCAGAAGAAUAUGCUGAUGGUGACCAAGAACUAGAUAAAUAUUUAGUCAUGUUGCUGGGUCUACAGCGUCUUCUAAAUUGGGAACGUGCUCUAAUGCAGGAAAUCAUUCCGACUUCAAAACAAUCUGAUGUAUUUGCUAAAUUGGCUUAUAAAUCAAUUGAUAUGGUGGUUAAAGAUGCCGAAGCAAUUACAAAUCGCAUAAUGCGCAGCAUCUCACGUAAAGAAUGGACUUCGGCUUUGGGUAUAUUUAAGACUUUGAAAAAUGUUUUACUGCUACAACCAGAUAUCGAUCGUACUUAUGAUGUACAACAGCGAGAACAACUGACAAAGGUUUUAAAUAAAUUACAAUACACGGGUGCCAAAGCUUUGGAACAUUUCUUGGAAGUCGUUAGAGGUGAUUCAACAAAUAUAGUGGGCAUGAGUUCUAGCACUUUGGGUUAUGUCAAUGUCCCCAAAGAUGCCACAGUACACGAGUUAACAUCGAAUACAAUAUGGUUUAUAGAAAAUCUUUUAAAUCACUACGACGUCAUUGGUGUAAUACUACAACCAGAUGUACUCUACUCCACACAGCUAGAUACAAUACUUAUGAAAAAAUCAUUGUCCGAGGAGGAACGCAAUAAGGCUUUAUUGGCCAUUUACAUAAAAAAAGCUUUAGCAGAAUUAAAUCUCUCCAUAAUGAAUAAAUGUGAACAAUACAAUGAUCAGGCUACCAAACAUUUGUUCCGUUUGAAUAACAUUAAUUACAUACUAAAUUCAUUAGUCACUUCCAAUUUAAUUGACAUUGUUACUAUUGCCGAACCCGAUUGUCGCAAUAGUUAUAUUGAAACUAUUAAAGAGUUGAAAUUUUCGUAUCAGAAAACCUGGUCAAAAAUGCUAUCGAAUAUUUCGCCUUUAGAUGAAUUGCCCAAACCAAUACAGGGUAAAGUUAAAGAUAAAGAUCGCAGUAUUUUAAAGGAAAAGUUUUUGACUUUUAACAAAGACUUUGAAGAAGCUUGUAAAAUUCAAAGAGGUAUCUCUAUACCGGAUGUUACUUUGCGACAAGGUAUUAAGCGCGACAAUGAGGAACACAUUUUGCCCAAAUAUAAUGAAUUUUUCAAUGUGUAUGCUGGUGUUCAAUUUAGUAAAAAUCCUGAUAAGUAUAUUAAAUUUAAGCCUCACGAAAUUAAGGCAAACCUUAAUAAACUCUUCGACGAUUCCGCUUAACUUAUAAUCACACAAAUUUAUUUAUUUAAUUUUUCUUUAAUUUAAUUAAAUUUAUAUUAUAAAGUUAGAUAUAAAAAAUGUCUUAUCGUAUAACAAUUAUUAAACUAAGCAAAUAAAUAAAUAAUUUCAUAAAUAUAUUAA